UUGCGAGAGGUAUCGUCUCGAGCGGGGAGUUCCUUCGCUAGCCAUUUCGCAUCGCCGUCGUUGCUUAGACCGUCUUCUUGAUCGAUUGCUCGUUGCUGUGACGAGCAUCAUCAUCGCCGGCGCACGUUCUCGUUGCCCGGCAUGAAUCCAUUCAAUCAACAACCUGGUGGUGCAGGAAGGGAUCCAAGAUGGGCUGCUCAACAGAUUGGGCAACAAGAUCGAUCGCUGCCUCCCUUGGUCAUUCCCGAUGGCGGUCAGCCUCAAGCGCAGAGAGGCCCGCCACCCGUCGCACCUUCGGCUCGUCAAGGACAAAGGUCCCAGCGUCAGAAUAGCGGUGGCGCUGGUGGACCCAUGUCCCCGCCCGCCCGCUACUCUUCUCCUCCUGUUCCUUACGACGAUCGCUCGGGUGGCAGCUUUUCGCAUUACGCCUCAUCGGAUGGUCACAGCAGCCGAGCACCGGUUCGAGCAUCUGCUGCGAAUGCCCACGCCUCUGCGCCAGCACCGGCUGGUCACGAUCAACGCCAGUCUUUACAACGACCACCGCCUUUGCCGCAGAGUGUCUCGUUCCAAGAGCCUGCCCAACGUCCCCACGCUCAGCGCUCUGGCGCCUCAAGAGACUCCGUAAUCAAGAAGGACAUGGGUGACCGUCGCUUCAGCGGGCAGUCUGGUGUCUCGGACAUGCCAGAGUUGCGUCAAGUGAGCAGUUUAGGCGGCGGUGGCGCAGGUGGGUCCGGCGCAGCUAUGCUCGAUCCUGAGUCUGGCUUCUCGGGAGCCAACUUUCGCCGAAAGAAGUCUCUCGUACGUCCUGAUCGUGAACGCAUGGACCCAAGUCAUCGACAGUGGUAUUAUAGAAAUCAUGCUGCUCAGAUGGACGCCAUUGACGCGCAAGGCAGGGCAGCUGGAUUCAGCUACAUGCCUUCCACGACCGGACAUCUCCCUCAGCAUGGUGCCGCCAUGCCUGGCUACGAGUCUAUGGGCACUCAAGGCCCUGGUGGUGGUGUAAGCGGUCUCGGCAUGGUGUCUCCCCACGCCGGCCUCUUCGGGCCUGGUGCGCCAAACAUGCCUCCUGGAGGUCUGGGUAGAGCGCCACCUUCCUCUGGUCUGCGAAGAGGCAAGUCCAUUCUCGGACGUGACGAAGAUCAGGUCGAGACUGGCAUCAACAUCUUGAAGCGAGGCGUCAGCUUGCGAAGAAGUCGCUCGCACUCCCGCAAAGAUGUUCCGGCUCCAGAUGCAGUCUCUAGAAGGUCCAAGAUUGCACCUGGCCCAGUUGGGCCUUGGAUGAUGUAUUGCUACGUCAUUACGAUCUGCUUCCCAGGUCCUUGCCUAGGCGUGUUCGGCAUCAAAACACCCGAGCAGCAGAGGGCUUGGAGGGAAAAGAUCGGUAUCCUCAGCAUCGUCGCGGUCUGCAUGGCUUUUGUCGGGUUCAUCACUUUCGGAUUUGUCAAGGUCGUGUGCGACAGCAAAGGCACUCGCUACAACCUCGGUAGAAUCGAGUCUGGUACGACGCUCAUCCAUGGAUGGGCUUACGAUUUUAAUGAAUUCUUCCACCCGCAAGUUGGACCUUUUGCGGCAGACACUCCUUACAACCACUCCAAUCCUGCCUACUCUGAACCGUGGUCUACCGGAGCUCGUGAUGCCAGCAAUCUCUUCCAAGUGCCAAGCGAGCGCUGCCGCGCAUACGUCAACGUCAAUGGUGCGCAACCUGACACUUACUUUCCUGCUGGCACAUAUAGGCAGGAUGGUUCCGUGGGUAGCACAAACGCCAGCUGGAUUCAUCCGACCGAUGUGGCACAGCGCUUCUUGCGUGCGGACAAUCCCAUGCGCAAAGGCCAAGUCUCCUAUUCGUGGGACAACAUCACGGACCCUGCACACAAUCUGGCCGUUUGGAAAGGCUCUGUACUCGACCUGAACCGCCUAGGCCAACUGCACGCCAAUCUCUCCAAGCCAGCAGUGUUCGCCCAGCUGAAUCCUCGCAACGAGAAAUUCGCGGGCAGAGACGUCUCUGCAGGUGUACUGCGGUCGGAACAGGACGAUGUGUUUGAUUGCUUGGAAGAUCUGGUGCGAGUCGGAUUCAUCGAUUCAGAGACCAUCGGCUGCGUCGCGGCCGACGUCGAACUCUACAUCGCGUUGGUCUUUAUCUUGGGUGUCGUUGCUAUCAAGUUCUUCAUGGCUGUCAUCUUCGGUUGGUUCUUGAGCUGGCGUCUAGGCAACUACAAGAACGAGACUUACGAAGAACGUAUGAAGAGGGCAGAGGAGAUUGAGCAGUGGUCCAAGGACAUAUACCGUCCCGCCCCAGCAGGGUAUCGCCCCAACGUCAAGAAGCAUCGAUCGUUCUUGCCGACCACUAGUCGCUUCAGCACGGGCAUCGCCUUGAGCGGCGCAGCCAACAAAGCUGCAAUGCGCACGGCAAUGUCGGAGAAGAGCGGUGGUAUGCGAAGUGGGCCUGCAAGUGUGGCGGGCGGUGCACAUAGCCCAGCGCUGCGCGCCGGUCGUCUCACAGGUCUCGCUUCGCCGAUGAGCGGCAGUCCUCCCGGUUCGCCUUCGCUACAAGGUGCUCGCUCCUCCGCGUCUUUGGUUCAAAGCGCAACUCACGGCGCUUCCGGUGGCUCCCGACGUUCCUCUUUUUCUGGAGACGCUUCACCCGCGCUGACAGGCGCGAUGGGUGCUUGUCCAUUUCCCCUGCACAAUGUCGUUCCUCAACCCCCUGCCGACUUCCAACCGUUCAACUUCCCACUCGCCCACUCGAUCUGCUUGGUCACUGCAUACAGCGAGUCCUUUGAAGGACUGCGAACGACACUGGAUAGUCUGGCCACUACCGACUAUCCCAACAGCCACAAGCUGUUACUCGUCGUUGCCGACGGUAUCGUCAAGGGAGCUGGUUCGGAGAUCUCGACACCUGACAUCGUUCUGUCUAUGAUGAAAGACUUUGUCGUGCCACCAGAGGAGGUUGAGGGCAAUUCGUACGUCGCUAUUGCGGAUGGCCACAAGCGCCACAAUAUGGCCAAGGUCUAUUCUGGAUUCUACGAGUACGACGAUGAGACCGUCGAGCGCAGCAAGCAGCAACGCGUGCCGAUGGUGCUCGUGGCCAAGUGCGGUACUCCGCUCGAGGCCGAUUCGGCAAAGCCGGGUAACAGAGGAAAACGCGACUCGCAAGUGAUGCUCAUGGCUUUCAUGCAGCGCGUCAUGUUCGACGAGCGCAUGACGACCUUCGACUACGAAUUCUUCAACUCCAUCUGGCGUGUCACUGGCGUAAGCCCGGACCACUACGAGAUCGUUCUGAUGGUCGACGCAGACACAAAGGUGUUCCCAGACAGUCUGACUCGAAUGGCGGCUUGCAUGAUCGAGGACCCCGAGAUCAUGGGUCUUUGCGGUGAGACGAAGAUUGCAAACAAGACCGAGACUUGGGUGACGAUGAUUCAAGUGUUCGAGUACUACAUCUCUCAUCAUCAGACCAAGGCCUUCGAAGCGUGCUUCGGUGGUGUGACGUGUUUGCCAGGCUGCUUCAGUGCUUAUCGUAUCAAGGCCCCCAAAGGACCGAACGGUUACUGGGUGCCCAUUCUCGCCAACCCAGACAUUGUAGAGCACUACUCGGAGAACGUCGUUGACACGCUCCACAAGAAGAACUUGCUCUUGCUUGGUGAAGAUCGUUACCUCACCACGCUCAUGCUGAAAACGUUCCCCAAACGUAAGAUGAUGUUCGUGCCACAAGCUGUGUGCAAGACAAUUGUGCCAGACACUUUCAGGGUCUUGCUGUCACAGCGACGUCGCUGGAUCAACUCGACGGUGCACAAUCUUGCUGAACUGGUCCUCGUCAACGAUCUUUGCGGAACCUUCUGCUUCUCGAUGCGCUUCGUUGUGUUCAUGGAGCUCGCCGGUACUCUUGUGCUUCCCGCAGCCAUUGCCUUCACCUUCUAUGUCGUCGCCCAGGCUUUCUACGUUCAUCCUGCGCCUGUCAUCCCGCUGGUGCUUUUGGCCAUCAUUCUUGGUCUUCCAGGUCUGCUCAUUGUCGUCACCUCUCGAAAGCUCAGCUAUGUUGGCUGGAUGUUCAUCUACUUGCUUAGUCUGCCAAUCUGGAACUUCGUCUUCCCAUCCUACGCAUUCUGGCACAUGGACGAUUUCUCCUGGGGUGCCACUCGCGUUGUGCAAGGCGACAAAGGCGGCGGUCAUGACGACGUCGAAGGAAAGUUCGACGCCUCCAACAUCACCAUGAAGCGCUGGGCCGAAUUCGAGCGCGAUCGCCGCUGGAGGUCAGGAACGCAUUCGCGAGACUCUACCUAUGACGUCGUUCACCGCACCGGUUCUCCCGAACGAUCUGGCAGCACCCGCUACUCGAUGGUCUCCUCUGACACUUUCCACUCCAAUCCAUCUGGCGUGGAUGCCACCGGCAGGCUCAUCAACCCAGCAGCAAUGGCGCUACCGAGCUACGAAUCAGAAGCUGGCCACAGCAAAACAGGCUCGGCCACAGGCGGUGCAAGGGCCAGACUUGAUGCUGUACCUCUUCUCGAGCUGCCGGCACCGCUUGGGCCGGAUGCUGCGCAAAAGGCUCGCGGCUUGCCUAGCAUAGGGGCCCCUGGCUCCGUCACGGUUCCGAGACCCCGCGAUCCCUCGCCGAUCGCGUCUUCCCAGUCGACUAGCCAGACUUCUCUCACGUCGCGCGCUCCAUACGAGAAUUACGCCUCGGUGUACAGUGCAGAGGACGAGUCGAGGCCGAUGAUGGCGUCUGGGGCUAGCUCUCCAGACCCCAACGAUGGACGAGGUGUGCUGCCCGCAAUGGCGGGCAUAGGCCUGACGGCAGAGCAGCAAAUCCGACACGGUAGCGUCUCCAGCGAGCAGCGAUACCCGGGUCUGAGCGAAGCGCAGUUCUCGCAAGGCUUUACAGCUGAGCCAGAGGAAGACAAUUCGUUCGGCCUGCCGCAAGGAGCUGGGGCACCCGCACCUCCGGGCUCGCAACGACCGCCUCGCGAGCGACCUCAAUCCAGAGGCUUUAGUCUCGUUGAUGAUGGUCCCGUUGCAUCUUCUCAGGGCGUUCGACAAGUGCAGCGCGGAGCGCGUCGAGGCUCAGUCGCGCCCAGCAGCGCUACCUCUCCCACUGGAUCAAACACGGGCCGCCAGUCCCGACAAAACCACUAGGUGUCCUCCACCCCGCGACUUUGACCAAUCGACGCGGUCCUCACUCAGCCUUUCGAAUGCCCCUGGGCCUCUAGCGCUGAGCUUGUACGGACUUCACACACGGAAACGUACUCGACCUCACCCUUCCCUGAUAGCUCUCUCGCCAUCUGCGAUCACGUAAUGAUUCUUCGCAGCUUCGACAGGCCCAGCCUCACGAGGGCCAGUCCAAGUGAAGACGGCUCAAAUACCUCCCUUCACAACUCGCCUCGCUCUUCUCCAGCCCUGUCCUUUACGUAGACGCAACCUGAUAGCUCUCGGACCUUGUCUUU
Molecule: messenger RNA, 5438 nt
Organism: Ceraceosorus guamensis
Lineage: Eukaryota; Fungi; Basidiomycota; Exobasidiomycetes; Ceraceosorales; Ceraceosoraceae
Exons: 5
Coding region: 142-5130 (1662 amino acids)
Cellular component (GO): cell periphery; cell septum
Molecular function (GO): chitin synthase activity
Source: RefSeq, a predicted model, not a curated record